Messenger RNA from Peronospora farinosa, 456 nucleotides. The record is from the annotation of a GenBank genome assembly. NCBI's taxonomy places the organism in Eukaryota, Oomycota, Peronosporomycetes, Peronosporales, Peronosporaceae.
AUGUUCGCUUCCCGACUUUCGACUGCGUCCCGUCGUGGCGCUUCGACGGCCAUUACCCGUUCCUUCUUCCAUCUUUCAACCACACAACACAAUGUCCUAUUAACUCCGUUCAUUAUCCGACCAUUCUCCCAAGUGACGUUUACAUUCAUCGAUGGAGAAGGCGAGAAAAAGACAGUAACAGCCAAUGAAGGCCAAUCAUUAUUGGACGUGGCUCAUGAGCACGACGUGGAGCUAGAGGGUGCCUGUGGUGGAGAAUUGGCGUGUUCCACGUGUCAUUUGGUGUUUGAAAAGCGUAUUUUUGAGCAAUUGCCAGCGAUGAGCGAGGAAGAAGAAGAUAUGCUUGAUUUAGCAUGGGGUCUUACGAAUACUUCACGAUUGGGCUGUCAAAUUGGUGUGACAAAAGCCAUGGAAGGCAUGACAGUGCAGAUUCCAGAUGAAACGGAUAAUCUCAUGUAG